AUGAUAUUGGAUUCCAAAGUUACGGAAGCGACUAUCCAAGCAACAUUGCUAAAUGGAUUUUCUGGUGUGUGUGCUCAGGGCAUUACGGCCUACAGAACCAAGUCUUUUGACGAAGUCGAGCUAGAAUCAAUUCUGCGGUUUGUAUUAUACACUGCUCUUGUUACGCCGCCAAAUUACAAAUGGCAAGAAUUCUUAGAGCGCAAAUGGCCGUCUAGAAAGCCAAUAAGCAAAUCCACAUCUGACUUGAAAUCAUCGCAAACGCAAAGCAAAGACGUAGCUAAAGAUCGUCUUAGCUUAACUAAUACGGCGGUCAAAUUUCUCUUGGAUCAGUCACUUAGUGCACCGCUCAAUACGGUGGCUUUCAUCUACCUCAUGGGUGGCAUGACAUUACAGAGUAACAGCCAGAUUUGGGACAAUAUCCAAAACGAUUUCUGGCCCAUGCUAGUUGCAGGAUAUCGUGUAUGGCCAAUUGUUGGUCUCUUGAAUUUGAGUGUGGUGCCUUUUGACUACCGACAAUUAGUUGGCAGUGUAGCUGGACUGUUUUGGGGCAUCUUCUUGAGUCUUAACCAAAUGACGUAG
Molecule: messenger RNA, 579 nt
Organism: Trichoderma asperellum CBS 433.97
Lineage: Eukaryota; Fungi; Ascomycota; Sordariomycetes; Hypocreales; Hypocreaceae
Cellular component (GO): cytoplasm; membrane
Source: RefSeq, a predicted model, not a curated record